This is a messenger RNA of Manis javanica (Malayan pangolin), 2715 nucleotides long. It is a transcript of the gene DNAJC30, whose product is annotated as DnaJ heat shock protein family (Hsp40) member C30. The record is from RefSeq and is a predicted model, not a curated record. NCBI's taxonomy places the organism in Eukaryota, Metazoa, Chordata, Mammalia, Pholidota, Manidae.
CAUCUUGCACCGCCCAUGGACGUAUUCAAGAUGGCAGCCAAGCACGAUUUGAGGUGGCCGAGAUUGUUACUGUGGAGAUUAUGGCGUGCCCUUGGGACCCCACAGAAGCCGGGAUCCGACCUGGGUUUAGAAGUAAGGACUUACUGCCUGAGCAACGGGCCAUACUCGCGCACUGCGCUCUAUGAGCUGCUCGGCGUUCCCUCCACAGCCACGCAGGCGCAAAUCAAGGAGGCCUACUACCGGCAGAGCUUCCUCUAUCACCCGGAUCGCAACUCGGGGAGCACAGAGGCUGCCGAGCGCUUCACGCGCAUCUCCCAGGCCUAUGUGGUGCUGGGCAGUGCCACCCUGCGUCGCAAGUAUGACCGCGGCCUGCUCAGCGACGAGGACCUGCGCGGACCUGGAGUCCGGCCCCCCAGGACGCCGGCGGCCGACCCUGGCACGCCCCGCACCCCUCCGACGGACGCUCGGGCCGGGGCCCGUUCUCGGACCGCGUCGGGCGCCAACCGCACCAUGUUCAACUUUGACGCCUUCUACCAGGCGCACUACGGAGAACAGCUUGAGCGCGAACGGCGCCUGAGGGCCCGGCGGGAGGCCCUUCGCAAGCAGCAGGAGAACCGGGCCAAGAAGGACUUCCAGUGGGACGAGACCCGAGAUGCCACUUUAGUCGUCCUUCUCGUCACAAUCUUCCUCAUCAUAAGCUUCCGUUUGUAGUUGGAGAGAGGAGGAAAGGGGAGCAGCCCCCAGCCAACCCCAAGAAAAUAGCCUUUCCUGUCUUCUUGAACCCUUUGUCUUCCGUUUUCUACCUCAGCUGGGGUCCGAAGGAACUGUUCUCCCCCUUCCUUUUCCCCAUCCACCUUGCUUAGUCGUUCACCUGCAUGUCCCUCCCCUACGACCCAGAAAAGGAUACUGAAUGCCCAAGAAGAGGCCCCAAGAUGGAAAGUCCCAAAAGCCCAGAAUGAAGGGUUUUCUGGAGUCCCUUGGGCGCCUGCUUCCAGAGGUUGCCUUCCUGUGGUUGUCAACUUCUGGAACCCUUGCUCUGGCUUUAUUGUAAAGCUCUGAGCAAGCACUGUCUGCUCCCCCGACGUUUGUACUGUGGGGCUCCUCUGUAACCUUGAAACGUGCAAUGUGACCAAUCGGCUGCCAAAAGAAAAAUUCUGGGGUUGCAUGAACUUUGUCUUUCUGUGAGUUCCCCAAGCCACAGGUGAGACCUGACAUAGGGUAAGAAUUUGAUGUGUGGAAACCUUGACAUUUUUUUAUGGUCAGCCCCAGAACCCAGUCCCUAUUCUGUUGAUGGCAUGUGGGAAUGGGAAAACAAGGUUAUGGAGCAUAAGGAGUAAGUGUUCCUGUGCCCACGCUUAUCUAAUAUAUGACCUUGGAGGAGUACCUUCAGGCAUGACAGCAGAGGAGCAAAUCAUUUGCCCUCUUGAGGUCUGUCAUACUUUAUUAUCCAUAGUUCUAGUGGGGGCUCAGUGAUUUAAAACGAUGCUAAUAGAGUCAGGUUUAUCCUUGGGACAGUGUGCCUGCCAUUUCGUCAUCCCUUUACCAGCCAGUCCCAUGACUAACUGCAGCUUAUCCUCUCCCAGAAAUAGAGCAUCAAACUGGGAGUUUGAGUCUCUUGAAUGUGGCCCACCCUUCUGUUUAGUUUGCAGUGUUUAUCACAGGCCCCACAAGCCAAGUCCUUGAAAAACAGCUACUUGAGGCUAUGGGGAAUUUGGGGGGUUUAGAGGGACUACUGAGAGACAGGAGGUGCAUGGUGGAAACUGGGUUCAUUAGAGCUGGCUGAGGUUUUUGUUUUCUUUUUAUAAUUCUGCUAGGCAGUGAGUCAUCACUCAACUAGAGUUGUAGUCAGGCUCUUUUAACCCCCAGUCACUGCAGGUGCCAUGUAAGUUGUGAGGUGGUAGGUGCUGGAGCAUUUAUGCGCUGGGGCUGAAUGUAGAGCUGUGGGAUAGGAAAACCUUUCCCAAAGAUCUGGCACAAGGUUUAGGACCUAAGUCUAGGUUCUAAACAAAGCCAGAGGUGCUUUGGUAUAUUAAUACCAAUUCCUGUACUCAAUCUUUGUGAAAUUCUUUUAUAAAUUGGGAUAAACCCACAGCUAGUUCAACUUGGCCUCUUGGAAACAAUGGAUUCUCUCUUGCCUUGGAGGUCAAGGGCAACCUCUUAGUCUUGGCUUUGCAGUGGCCACAGGAUUCAGCAAUAAAGAUUAGAGCCCACUCUUGUUCAGGCCUGCUGGGCUAAGUGAGACUUGAUUUGUGGGGAGGAGGCAUAUGUACUUUAAAAUAAAACAUUUAAUGUUGUAUUUCAUAUUUGGCAAACGAGGGAAAGUAUUUCUGAAACACAAACUACAGGAAGUGAAGCUUAGUAAAAUGUACAGAAGUAUGGUUCUCAACAGGAGUUGGGUCAUAACAGUGUCCUCGGCAAGAUUCUAUCAAAGUUUUUAUCAAAAGGAAUUGGGGUUCUUUUAGUUUUUGUGUGUAAAAGCACUAAUGGUCUGUAAUAGCUGUGACCUUUCUUAGGGGCUCAUGGACAUAGACCUCUCAAGUUUGUAUUCUUUUGAAGAUCUAAGCCAAGAACAUUCCCUGGUGCCUCAGAACAAGGUGGUAGAUAAAGAGUUCCAGAAGGUUUCAGGGGUCUGGGGGUGGGAGUCAGACUGCGUGUAACUUCUGGAACAUUCCGUAACUUUAGCAGGAUAGUCAAUAAAGCACAUUAACCAUCUAA